AUGUCGUCACCACGGACAUCCGCCGUGUUGCGUGCGCAGUUGUUCACUGAGUUCGUCGGCGAGUUAAACGGGGAGUUGCAUGCGAAGAACGAGAAGGCGGUGGUGCUUGUACACAACCCUUCGCACACCCUCACCGGGUGUGUGAAACGGACAAGCACGGUGGAGGGGUUUGUCAUGGAGGAGCUGACACGGGUGAAGGUUGUGCAGACAUUUGGCGUGAUGCCGGCUGCUGCGUUUUCUGCGAUAAAUGGUGUUGUGGACACAUUGAAGGCAGUUUUCCGGACGUGGUUUCUGCGAACGGCAGUCACGAGCACGGAGUGGACCCGUGCGGGCAUUUUUCUACGGCCGCCGCUGCACGAAGUCCUCCGUAGCUGUCGCCGCGUGAGCCGCAUGGUUCAUGAUGGUUUCGUGAAGCAGGCGGAGGCAUUGGGUAUUCCACCGCGCGACGUGCCAAAGGAGGCCAGAGUGGUGAAUGAGGAGGUGGUGAGCCGCCUUCGACGCACGCCCACUAAGCGCAACCGGACGGACCGCUCUAGUGAUGAGGGGAUCACGUCUGACGCGUCGGAUGAGGCAGGCCAAUCCCGGAAGGCGGGGGUGUUGUUCCCAGUGGAGGAUGACAAAGAGAGCGUCGUACGCUUGGUCUAG
Closterium sp. NIES-65 is the source of this 645-nucleotide messenger RNA. The record is from the annotation of a GenBank genome assembly. NCBI's taxonomy places the organism in Eukaryota, Viridiplantae, Streptophyta, Zygnematophyceae, Desmidiales, Closteriaceae.